Messenger RNA from Australozyma saopauloensis, 1707 nucleotides. RefSeq names its product ATP-dependent RNA helicase. Bases 1 to 1707 code for a protein of 568 amino acids. NCBI's taxonomy places the organism in Eukaryota, Fungi, Ascomycota, Pichiomycetes, Serinales, Metschnikowiaceae. The record is from RefSeq and is a predicted model, not a curated record. Gene Ontology annotation, biological process: mitochondrial large ribosomal subunit assembly. The transcript has a single exon. Gene Ontology annotation, molecular function: ATP binding; nucleic acid binding. Gene Ontology annotation, cellular component: mitochondrion.
AUGUGGAGAAACUCUGCUGGCAGACUUAGUCGCAAUUUCUAUCAACAAUGCCGUCUAUAUUCUCGCGGCAAGAAGCAGUUGAUUGCGUCUAAAAACUCUCAGCGCCUCGAUGCCAAACCAACCGAGAAAUCAGACAAGAGCAAACUUUUUGCCUUCGGCAACUUCUCCGCACUCAAAAACCCGGAAAAGAAGCAGAUCGAGACGUCGCACGCUGCAAUCGACAAGAUUGUCUCCUUUGAUUCUCUCCGCAUUUUUCCGACCGUGAGAGCUGCCAUGAUGAAGGAGAUCAAGAAGGGCUACAACCUCAAAAACACAUACGUCAAGAGUAUAGACGAGGUGGAAAUAAAACCCUCUCCUGUUCAGAUUGCGGCAAUCCGGAAAAUCAACCAACCAAGAAGGGUUGCAGCGAAGAACUUGGAGAAAGCGGGAACAGAUAUCCUUUCGGAGGUUAUGGAGGAAAACGAGAAGCGGAAGUUGAAAAUCUUCACCAUUGCUGCUGAAACCGGCUCGGGAAAAACCUGGGCCUAUUUGGCGCCCGUUUUGUCGAUGUUGAAGCAAGAUGACAUGGCUCUUUACAACAGGAGUCCUGCAGCCUUGCAAGAGGCUCAGCGCAGCGCAAGCAUUCGCUCGGUUAUCCUUCUUCCUACUCAUGAACUUGUUGACCAAGUUUAUGAUACUCUCAAGUAUGUUGCUACUGCUCCCUUGGACUCCAGUGUGGACAUACCGAAAAAGGUAUUCGCCUCGAAGGAAUUCGAGUCUUACUUUAAAGACGAGGCAAAUGCGUCCUCCUUGAAUCUUAAUGUCUUUAAAUGGAGUGUGGGAGACUCACCCAGCAAGCUCUUCAACAAAGCGGACUCCAGACGUAUUGAUGUAUUGAUCACCACCCCGGGCAAAAUUCAGAGUUUAAAGAGACUCACGAACUACGAGCGGCCUUUCAAAUACUUCAAAUUCGUUGACUACUGUGUGGUUGACGAAGCUGAUACUCUUGUUAACGAAUCAUGGUUCGAGGAGACUGCGUUGACUUUACAGCUCUUUGGCAAGCUAAAGGACCUCAUUCUUUGCUCCGCUACCAUACCAAAGGAAUUCGAAAAGGCUAUUCAAAGGCUCUUUACCAGUAAAGACUCCAUCAUCAGAAUUGUCACGCCUCAAAUCCAUAAGAUUCCGAAGCAAAUUGUCGUCAAAGUCAUUGACGCUGAACAAAGUCCUUUCCAUGGUUCCAAGUCAAGAUGUCUUGCGCAAGCAUUGUAUGCUAUUCACAAUGAUGGUACCGAAAGCGGAUUUGUGAAGCGAGUCAUUGUGUUUGUGAACGAAAAGAAACAUGUGGAGCCUUUGGUCGAGACACUUGUUCAAAAGUACCAUCACAAAGAAGAAGAUGUUGUCGGCAUCUCGGGAAGUGACGACCAUCGGGACCGUGCUGAAAAGAUACUCCCCUUCGUUAAUCCUGCUGCCUCUCUUGAAGGAGAGGCCACUAAGCUUAAGAUUCUCGUCACCACCGACCUCUUGGCUCGUGGUCUUAAUUUCCACAGCAUCAAGAACGUCAUUCUAAUGGAUAUUCCAAAGACAUCCAUUGAUUUAAUUCAUAGAAUUGGAAGAACAGGCAGGAUGCGUCAAUCCGGACGUGUUUUUGUCAUCAUAGACAAGAAGUCCCGCAAGUCGUGGAUCAAGGGACUCCCUAGAGCCAUCAAGGCUGGCGCAACAUUGGGAUAA